This is a messenger RNA of Symbiodinium sp. CCMP2592, 7152 nucleotides long. NCBI's taxonomy places the organism in Eukaryota, Dinophyceae, Suessiales, Symbiodiniaceae. The record is from the annotation of a GenBank genome assembly.
AUGGUGCAGAUAAAACCGAUGAUGUGUGACCUUUGUUCGGGUUCCGGCGAGUGGUGGUCAUUGGUGGUGAGGGCUGCAGAGGAUUGGUACACUUGUUGGCAGACAGCCACUGCACUUCAACGCGGUGCAUUAGUACCGUCUUUGCCGGAGAACCUUGCAGAUGCACGUUUUAUCCGGUUGGAGGCUCGGGCGUUUGGUAUGUUAAGGGACGCGGUUACAGAUCGUGUUAGGGAAGAGCUGAUUAGCAAACGAACGCUCACCUGCUAUGCUCUUCUUUGCACGAUUUUGAAGACCUACCAGCCCGGUGGGGCCCAGGAGCGUGCAAGACUUCUCGAUGCACUUCAGUAUCCGGGUAAGGCCUCCUCUCCCCAAGAUGCCGUAUCAAAGCUACAACUCUGGCAUCGCUGGUUAGGUCGAGCAGGCUCCCUUGGGGUUCAGAGACCAGACGCUUCUCUACUUCUGAAGGGAUUGGAUGCUCUUUCGGCCCCUUUGCUUGGCCAACACUAUGAACUUCGUUUCAGAGUUAGCUCAGCGAGACAACAGUUGCAACUCGAUCAUAUACCUUCUGAAGCUGGGGUCCUUGAGUUUGCAAGGGUGUUGCAGUCUGAGUUCGAGGUUUUAAGUUUGGCAAUUCCAGAGAAGGCAUCACGAGUCGCAAGGCUUGGGGAAGGCGAUGGUAAGGAGAAGGGGAAGGGUGCCGGUAAGGGCAAGGAAGAGGUUAAGGGUGAUGGUAAGAAGAAGGGUAAGCCUUGCAAAAACUGGAUGACGGCAGGUGGUUGUAGAUUUGCGGCUAAAUGCACGUUCGCGCAUGAGCCUGCGGUUACGAUCCAGAGUGGUCGUUGUUUCCGGUGUUCCGCUGAAGGACAUCGGAAGGAUGCGUGUCCAUACGGGGACACCGGAGCGGAAAGCUCCAACAAACAGGGCACAGGGGCGGAAGCUAAAGCGAAGGCCAAGGCGGCUCCUGGUGUCCGAAAGGCUGGUGUAGGCCAAGGUUCGGGGGACCCGUCCGGGGCUGCAGACCAGGGCGAGUCUGGGAACCUCAGCGGAGGACAAGCGCAAGCGGAGCUCCUUCGCGAAGCCACUGAGGCGCUUAAGGCCCUCGCAUUGAAGGCGAUGCGGGAUGUGGCACCUGCUCCAUCCAGUCCGGUUGACGGUAUGCCGCGGUGUACUGGUCGUUGGUUGGGUGGUGGAAGUUUGGAGUUGAUUGAGGGUGGCGGUGAGCCAAAGGUUUGUACUGUUGUGCGUUCCACUUCUCCGGUAGGAUUGCUGGACAGUGGGGCCACUUGCUGCAUGAGGCAAGCACUUCCGGGGGAGCUGGAAGGCUGCACGAAGCGCACGGUGGCUUUGGCGGUCGGCUCGACGGAUCUACAUGUAAACUCUUGCGGCACGAUUUUGACGAGGGAAGAGGUCAUGCCAAUAGUGUCGUUGUCUCUGUUGGUUCGGAUUGGCUACAAGAUUCGUUGGAAGUCUGAGGGCAAUCUGGAGUUGCGAAGCAAAAAGGGGCUGCGCGUUCCGGUUUCCACCCAGUCUGGUUGUCCUGAGGUUGGCAAGAGUUGCGCGCUACGCAUGAUCGGUGAGAUUGAGGGUUACUUGCGGCGUGUGGAAGGAGUUCGCCGGGUGGCUCCAGUGGUACAGGGUGACUUGACCACUGAUCCUUUGGUUGUGUUGGAUCAGAUCCGUUGCCAGAGGGAUGCGGGUGAAGAUACGUUGGGUUUGGUUAGAUGCUGGCUUGCUUUAGCGUUUCCAGAAGCCCCAGCAGAUCUACUCGACCGUGCAGCGGUGUCCGCUACCGUCAUGGGCAUAGACUCACCUUGGAAUCGGCGGCGACGCAGACAGCUGUCACUUGCCAAGGGGGGCAUUCUUCUGAACUUGUUUGGGAGUGUUGCUAGUGGUGAACUUCGUCAGGUUGCUCAGGCUCAAAACCUUGAGUUGUUGGACGUUGAUGUUGAUGAGGAUCCUUCUCUAGAAUCUACUUUUGCUGGAAUCUUGGGACUUGCUCUUGAGGGUCGGAUACGGAUUGUGCUUGGAGAACCACCAUGCCGUACUUUCGGCGCCCUUCGCACACAACCAGGUGGUCCUCCAGUCGCGCGUGAUCGGUCCGGACCGGGACGAUGGGGAAAAGUGUACCUCUCAGAGGCUGAGUCGGCGAAGGUUCAGCAUGACAACAUCAUGGUCAUCAGACUCAUGUCCAUUCUUCGUGUGGCACAUGCUGCUAAUCAGGCCUUAGGCCGGGGUCCCGUAGGCGUAAUGAUUGCGCAACCACGUGAUCCCAUGACAUAUGUAGCAUGUGACGCUCCAGACUUGUACCCGUGUUUGUUUGCGACCUUGGAGUGGCAUGAGUUGCAAAAAGAAUUGGGGUUGAGCUUGAUUGCUUGUGACCAGGGAGUUUUAGGUUGUGGAGGCGUGAAGCUCACUCACCUGGCGACAAAUCUCAACUUGAGUUGGCUUACUCCUGUCACCGCGGGAGUCUCGCAGCCACUUGGUGAUGAAGCCGGUUCGUGCGUCUCGGUUGCAUGGUCGCCUUGGCCUCCGGGUCUUGUGUAUGCAGUCCAAGUUGCCGUUCGAGAGUUUUUUGCUGAAACAGCGGUUAGGGCCAUGAGUGAAACGGACAGGGCUGCCAUGAAGCGGCACGUUGAACGCGGUCACUUGCCGUAUUGGAAGCGUUGCAGAAGUUGCGUCGAGGGGCGUUCCAAGGAUCGUCGCCACGUGCGUGCUGCGGUUCCCGAGGCAAAUGUGUUAUGCGCGGAUCUGGUUGGGCCGUAUGCCGCCGGAGAGGACGAAAAGAUCGCUCGGGUCCGUUAUGCGUUGGUGUGUGUGCUUGUACUUCCGGAUUUAGAGCGCCUGCAAAAGCAGGAACAUCAAAAGCAGGACUCGCUGGUCGGUGAAGGUGAAGGGUGUCUGGAGGCUGCGGGUGCCGGGUUAAGCGACCUAGAUGAUGGUGAUUCUACCGAACCUGGCCCAAUAGAGCCUGCCGACCCUCUACUCAGCCCAGAGUCCGAGGAACCUGGGCCUGACGGAUGGGAGUCGCCAGGUGUGGGUUUCCGGGAAGUCGUUGAGGAUUCAUGCGCAGGUGAGCUUGAAGCUUUGGACGCCGUUGGCCGCAACCUGUUGGAGAGGCUGCCUACUGUGGAACUGACAUUCACUGAGGUUCUGGGAUCAAAAAGGGGGCGGGAAGUCCUCACAGCUCUCCGGCGAGUGGUCGCUAGGAUUUCAGCUCUCGGAUACCCGAUCGUCCGCCUAAUGACGGAUAGUGGAGCAGAGUUCGUGAACCGUGAUUUGUUGGCUUGGGCAGCGUCGCGCGAGAUUCAGGUUAGCAACACAGGUGCUGACGACUUUCGCCGCAAUGGUAGGGCUGAGAGGUGUGUUGGUAUUCUAAAAGGAAUUGCUCGUACACUACUUCGCUCAAUCGAGCUGCCUGACAAGGCUUGGCCCUUUGCUUUCAGAUAUGCUGCGGAGCUUAGGCUUCGGUCUGCAUUGCAAUAUCUAGGACAUCCGGGAACUCUUCCUUUGGUGCCUUUUGGCACUUCGGUUUUUGCUCGGCAGCGCUCCUGGAAGGUAUCGUUGUGGGAGGCAAAGGUGGUUCAAGCCAUGGUGUUAGCUCCUGCGCGUGAUGUGGCUAAUGCUUAUUUGGUUCAGACGGUGAACGGUGAGUAUUUCGUUACUUCAGUCUUGUUCCGGGAUGUGCUGACAUGUCCGAAUCCACCUGCUGUAGUGAACGAGGACACAUUGCAUGAUCUCGAGCCACCCCUUCGAGCCCCUCAGCGUCGAGUUCGUCGUAAAGUACCCGAAGCUGCCCCCAUCCCUCAGCCUGCCCCGAUUAUCCCUCGAAAGCGGCUUCGUGAGAAGACCACCCUUGCUGCUUUGAGAAAGCACUUCUUCACGGAAGAUGAGCAUGCAGCCAUGCUGGCAGAUACUGUGCCGUUUCAGCUACAUCGUGCGAUUGAGUUUUUGCUCACAUCGUCCUGGGUGCAGUCGGCGUUGAUGCGUGAUGAGCGGAAACUGCUAAGGCAUGAGACCGAGGAUGAUGCAGGAAUGCGCGCGGCGCCCGCUACGGCUGCGUUGCUCACUGACAUUGCAUCGGAGGUUCACUGCCUGGAGCGCGAGCUUGUGUCGUUGCGGGCAGGUUGGUCGGAGCCAGAGUGCGAUGCCUUGCGAGCUUGUCAUGUUGGGGGUGAGCUUGAGUCGUUGAGUGCGCGUGGUGUCGAGCGUGAGCUUGAGUCGUUGAGUGCGCGUGGUGUCGAGCGUGAGCUUGUGGCAUUGAGAGCUUGUCUUGCAGAGCAUGAGCUUGUUGGUUGGAGAGCGUGCCCCGCGGAGCAUGAGCAUGCUGUGUUGAAGGCUUGUCGUGUCGCUGCUGUCGCCGAGGCAUCUGACCACCAUAGGGUUUCCGAUGAGGUUCCAGCUCCGUUGCAAACGCGGACCUACAGCAACGAAGAGGUGUUUGCCGAGUGGUCGGAGCCUUGGAUCGAGUGCACUCGCAAGGAGUUGUCGUCGCUGCUAGAUGUUAAAGGUGCUUUGGCCAGGACUACCGAGGAAGAAAUCCAACGUUGGGUUGAGGAGGGGGCAGAAAUCACCCGAAUCCCAUCAAAGACGGUGUACACGCGGAAAGCGGUAAGUGGACGCCGCAAAUGCCGCAUCGUGUUAUGCGGUAACGCUUUACCCGCCAACCUUGAUGAAUCCUCCUUGGACCGUCGACUGGCUACUUACGCCGGGGGUGUUGACAUCAGUUUGUUGAGAGUCCUCCUAGCCGAAGCUGUGGAGCACCGCUAUCAUCUGGCGGUUUGGGAUAUUUCCACGGCGUUCUUGAACGCCCCGUCCCGUCCCAGAGAUCUGAAAGCAGCUCACCGGGGAAAGAAGCAAAUUGUGAUCGCAACACCGCCAAGACAACUGGUGCGUCGAAAGCUGAUCCCCUCCCACGAACUGUGGAGGGUAUUGUUGGCCGUUUACGGGUUGGACACAAGUCCUCGUGACUGGACGCUGUUUCGCAACGAAACCUUGCGCGACUUGACGGUGCUGGUGGAAGGCGAGGUUCUUCGGUUGAAGGUAUGUGCUGCUGAUAGCAAUAUCUGGUUUGUCGUGCGGCUGGAAAGUGUUGACGCGCCCCUGAAUGUCGGUGUGGUGUGUGGCUGGCUAGCCAUAUACGUUGACGAUUUCUUAGGUGCUGCUCGGCGAGUCUAUGUCGAAGCGAUUUACCACAAGAUCAAGGGCAUUUGGGACAGUGGUGAGUUGGAGCACGUUGUGUGCCGGGGGCAAGGCGAUUCAGUUCGAUUCAAUGGGCUCGAGCUGCAAUGGGACAGCGACGGAAGCGGGUUGUACGUCCAUCAGUCAUCCUACAUCAAAGAUCUGGUUGGGCGAUACCCGGAAGUCAAGUGUCAAGCUGUGCCCCUGUUGCGUCCGCUUUUGAGUGAAACGGCCGAGGAUGACAUUGAGGGCCACCUCAAAGCUUGCCAAAAGGUCUGUGGCGAGCUCCUUUGGCUGGCCGUGAGAACACGACCAGACCUGGUGUUUGCAUGCUCUCGCAUUGCAUCUGCGAUGUGCAAACGUCCACAAGAGGCCUACGGGGCUGCGCUUGGUGUUGUUGGAUACUUGAAGACUACACCUGUGCUUGGCUUGUUCUUUACCACGAAGCCGAGUGCUCAUUGGGGGGAGGCCCGCCGUGCCGUCCAAGCCUCUGGGCUACUUGAAGUGCAUACCGAUGCGGGCUUCGCGCCCGAGGGCCUCCGUAGUCAAGAGUGUGUUUGCAUUUAUUGGCGCGGUUGUUGCGUAUGUUGGGUUUCGACAAGACAAAGCUUUCUCGCCCAGUCGACUUGUGAGGCGGAGUUGGUCUCUACCAUCUCCGGCUGCAAUCUCGGCGACUCCUUGGCCGUCCUCUUGAACGAGUUGUAUUCCAGCCAGGGUUUUCGAAAGAUUCUCCUGAACGACAAUGCUGCUGCCAUCGGCAUCCUAGCUGCGGACACCAACAGCUGGCGCACGCGUCACCUCAAGAUCCGUGCAGGGGCAUUGCGGGAGAAGGUUGCUUUGUUUGAGUGGGAGGUGCUGCACCUCGAUGGUCAGCAUAACACGGCUGACAUCGGGACCAAGAUCCUCCAACAGCCUCGAGUUGAACGCCUGCGGGACCUGAUCGGCAUGAGUGCUGUAGAACCUGCGGUCAGCACCCCUGCAUCUGCAGGGGUUGCUAGAGUUGCAAAAGUGUUGGGCGCGCUUGUCUUUAGCCUUUGCGUUGAACCUUCGGCUGGGGUGCGUGAUCAAGCUGAGUUUUCGGAAGGCCCGUCUUCAUGGAUAGACUGGAUCCUGUUUGCAUUGCUGGUGGUGUGGACAAUCGCAGUAAUUGCAGUGUGGGAAGUGUUGAAGGGUCUCUUUGGGCAGGCCACCAGACGGCCGUUUGAGCCUGAACCUCACGAGGAACCGGAAGGACCUGAAGAAGCGGAUCCUGAAGAUGAGCCUCCGCCGCUUGAGCCGCUGCAUCUUCCCGAGCCCCCACAGACGCCCCACGAUCUGAUUCACGCUAGUAGGGUUGAACGACCUGCUGUAGCGCCUCAUGCUCCUAAUAGGCCCCCUCUGCCUGUUCGAAAUCCUGAGCCCGACCCUGAACAGGUUGCUCAAGAGAUCGUUCAUGAACUGCAUUACAUCGAUGACACUGCCCAGUUUCGAGUUUCGUUGGACCCUCAACCUGCCUCUUGGUUGUAUCCGGCACCGCCGUUGCGCCUGAGAGUUGGUUGGCCUGACCCAGUCCAGCUCACUUUUGAGGACCUUGCUAGAAGCAGUUCGGUUUGGGGUGGGGAUGAAAGCGCGUUGUUUCUGUUGCCGCCCGCUGACCAAGCAGACUUUUUUGAGUCUCCCUCUGCUGGAAGGGCGGUUGUGGUGACUAGGUGGCACUCCACUCCGAGGGUCCGAAUGUUCACGCCAGUGCACACGACCACACCUUUCCGUCUUGAAGUGUUCACCGGGCUCCGACGAACGCUGGUGCAGUAUCUUGAUGGUCGAAGAUCAGUCAUCGAUGAUGACUGGCGCGUCAGAGGCGCUGGACAGGCGUAUCUGCAGAGCCGCUGGCGGGGUCGCACUGAGUUACAGAUUGAUGUUGAUCUGCUUAGCCCCCGGGAGGCUGCUCAGAUCCGUCGUUUAGCGAUUGAUCAGAGAAACCUGCUACGCAGGUAG